Molecule: messenger RNA, 825 nt
Organism: Pyricularia pennisetigena
Lineage: Eukaryota; Fungi; Ascomycota; Sordariomycetes; Magnaporthales; Pyriculariaceae
Exons: 2
Coding region: 1-825 (274 amino acids)
Cellular component (GO): membrane
Source: RefSeq, a predicted model, not a curated record
AUGGGGAGCCCUUUCGCCUUUGGGCACGAUGAAUUCGAUCCGUCCAACCGUUUCGUAACUUCGUGGUUUCUCCCACCCUGGGUUCUGUUCGCAUGUCGGCUGCUAUUUGGCCUCUAUGCGCUAACGACCCAGUUCGUCUCGAUCGGCACCCAGGUCGCCCGCGGCCAGUCGGACCAGGCGACGGCCGAGUUCUCGUAUUUCACCGUGCUCACGUACUGGGGCAUCGCCUUCUACCUGCUCAUCUCUGCCGUGCACACGGCUACGUACGCCGCGACCGGCCGUUCGCUGCUUUCCCGGUUCCCGCGCUCGCUCCAGGCCCUGCACUCGCUCUACUACACCACCAUCUGCGCCUACCCCAUCAUCGUCACGGUCGUCUACUGGGGCGUUCUGUACGUCGGCCCCUGGUUCAAUACAGCCUUUGCCGCCUGGAGCAACGUCAGCCGCCACGCCAUGAACUCGGGCUUCGCCCUGUUUGAGAUCUUUGUCGCCCGUACCGAUCUCCCGCCCUGGAUACACUUGUUCUGGCUCAUCAUCAUCCUCGCCCUCUACCUUUGCCUCGCCUACCUGACCCGUGCCACCAGGGGGUUUUACGUAUAUCCCUUCCUCGACCCUGCGGGAGGUGCUGGCAAGGUCGCCGCCUACGUCUGCGGCAUCGCAGUCGGCUGCGUCGUCGUCUUUUUGCUGGUGCUGGGUCUCAUCUGGUUGAGGAAGUGGGUGACGGAAAGCAAGCUCGGCAUGCGCGGCAAGUUUUCAUCUAGAGAUCGUCCAGUAAGCAGCACGACGAGCGACCCCGAGGCGGCCCACCAUGGGAAAUACGAAAGGUGA